This is a messenger RNA of Hylaeus volcanicus, 2843 nucleotides long. RefSeq lists its product as uncharacterized. Gene Ontology annotation, molecular function: zinc ion binding; GTPase activator activity. Gene Ontology annotation, biological process: intracellular protein transport; endoplasmic reticulum to Golgi vesicle-mediated transport; COPII-coated vesicle cargo loading. The record is from RefSeq and is a predicted model, not a curated record. NCBI's taxonomy places the organism in Eukaryota, Metazoa, Arthropoda, Insecta, Hymenoptera, Colletidae. Gene Ontology annotation, cellular component: endoplasmic reticulum exit site; COPII vesicle coat. Bases 425 to 2707 code for a protein of 760 amino acids. The transcript has 19 exons.
UUAUUAGGAAAAAAGAUAGAAAUUAAGUUUGACAUGUAAAAAAAUAUUUUGAUGUAUUGGGAUUUGAAAAAGAAAUCUCUAUACGAAAAACUUGAUUUAAUAUUUUUUACGGAGUUUCAAAUUUCGACAGUAACUUCUUUAGAUUCAAUACGGUUUUAUUUCGACUACGGGACAGAGCAUAAAAGCAAUAAGUUACAUGUCUGAUUGUCUUCUGAUAUCAACGGAGUAGUGCCUUUUACGUCUAGUUUUUUUUCGUGUGAAAUAACUAUACCUUCAAUUUCACUAUAUUUUUUUUAUAUAUCGAGAAAUACAUGGGAUUAGUUUUUAUAAUUUAAACACUUGCUGAAUUUAUUUUUAAAAUAUUCUUAUAUUUUAAAUUACCACAGCUCCUAAUUUUUGAAAAUUAUCUUUUAAUUUUUAAAUUAUGGACGUCAUAGAAUUAGAAAAUCAAACCGGUAUUCGGUUUUCUUGGAAUGUGUGGCCACAAACACGUGAAGACUCUAAUAAAUUAGAAAUUCCAUUAAGUUGUCUAUACACCCCUUUUAAAGAUAUUAACAAUGCUCAAUUAGAAUACGAACCUCUACGAUGUCGUCAAUCAGGGUGUAUUCUAAACCCAUACUGCCCUAUCGAUUACAGGGUGAAAUCUUGGACUUGCCCAUUUUCUGGCACUCGAAACAAUUUUCCUCCGAAAUAUGCGGACCACAUUUCAGAACGACCACCUCCUGAAAUGCUCUACCCAACUGUCGACUAUAUUUUACCAUUACAAAUAUCAGGCCAUAUCUCACCCCCUAGUUUUGUUUUUUUGAUUGACACCUGUUUGUAUCAAGAAGAACUUGACACACUUAAGGAUACUCUUCAACAAACAAUUAAUUUUAUUCCGCAAGACGUUUCAAUUGGCUUGGUAACAUUUGGUAAAAUGUGUUAUGUUCAUGAGCUUGGGUUUUUGGAAUGCCCGAAAUCGUAUGUUUUCCGGGGUGACAAAGACAUUUCGCCUCAAGAAGUCCAAAAACAUUUAAAUUUAACCUCCCGUGAUCCUCGCGGAGGAGCGGGUGGUGCAGCAGCUAGAAGAUUUUUACUACCAAUUGCUGAAUGUGAAUUCACGUUUAACGCUAUUUUGGAUAACCUACAAAAAGAUCAAUGGCCAACGCCGACUGAUCAUAGACCUGAGCGUUGUACGGGGGCUGCUUUAAGUAUUGCUUUGGCUCUUUUAGAGGGAUGUGCUUCCCAACAUAGUGGACGUGUAAUGCUGUUUACUGGUGGUUUAUGUACAAUAGGACCAGGAACUAUUGUCGACACUCCCUUAAGCACCCCAAUACGCCAUCAUCUUGAUUUAUUAAAAGAAACUCCGCAUGCCAAACAUGUUAAAAAAGCUGUGGAAUAUUAUACACAACUUGCUCAACGUGCUGUUAACGCAGGUCAUGCCGUUGAUAUUUUUGCUUGCUCUUUAGAUCAAGUUGGCCUUCAUGAAAUGAAAGUCUGCUGUCUUAAAACAGGAGGCUACACGGUUAUGAGUGACUCUUUUAGCAUGAAUGUUUUUAAAGAUAGCCUUAAUAAAAUUUUUGAACCUGACGCUAACGGAUAUAUGCAGCAUGCGUAUAAUGGGAAGUUAGAAGUUUUAUGCUCAAAUAGUAUUAAGGUUUGCGGGGCUAUUGGAGCUUGUUCCAGCUCUCGAAAAAAGGGUGUUCAAGUUGGAGAUUUAUGUUUAGGUGAAGGAAAUACUUGUGAAUGGAUUAUUCCUGCUCUAGAUAAACGUACUACAUUAGCAUUUUAUUUCGACUCAACCUCUCAAACUCCCUCAAAUCCUCCAACCCGACAAGCUUUUCUUCAAUUUCAAACUCUUUACCACCAUCCAAGUGGUCGUGUACGCUUACGUGUCACUACUGUGUCAUAUCGAUUUGCUGAAUCGGAUGUCUUAAAUGUUGGAAAUGGUUUUGAUCAAGAGGCUGCUGCGGUUUUGAUGGCUCGCUUGGGUGUUUUGAAAACAGAAGAAGAACCAUGUGCUGAUGUGCUAAAAUGGCUUGACCGUAAACUUAUACGACUUGUUAGUCGCUUCGCUGAUUACCAAAAAAAUGAUCCUUCUUCUUUCCAUUUAAGUCAAGAAUUUUCUAUUUACCCUCAAUUUAUGUAUCAUUUACGCCGUUCUCAUUUUUUACAAACGUUUAAUGCUAGUCCAGAUGAAACUGCAUAUUAUCGAACAAUUUUACUUCGCGAAAACAUAUUAAAUUCACUUGUCAUGAUUCAACCAGCUCUUUUCCAAUAUACAUUUGAAUCUCCUCCAAAACCUGUUAUGUUAGAUGUUCAAUCCUUAAAGCCUGACGUUAUUUUGUUACUUGAUUCUUUUUUUCACAUUGUCAUAUGGCAUGGGGACGUGAUCCAUAGUUGGAAAGAGCAAGGUUACGAUCAGAAUCCUGAUUAUCAAAACUUUCAAGAAUUUUUACAGGCACCUCAUAAAGACGCUAAGGAAUUGUUAGAUGAUCGGUUCCCUGCACCUAAAUUUGUUUGUUGCAAUGCAGGUGGAAGUCAAGCACGUUUUUUGCUAGCUAAAGUGAAUCCUUCUUCAACGCAUAACACUCAAAAUAAUACUUUCAUUGCCAAAACAGCAGGUUGCGAACCGAUGUUGGAUUCCGGAUCAAACUUUAUCAUAACUGAUGACGUUUCUUUGAAAGUUUUUAUGGAACACCUAAUUAAAUUAGCAGUUCAAGCUUAAAAAUGUUAUCAACUGAUUUCUUAUGUUUUUAACCUUUUUUUUUUUCCGACACGUUUUCUUUUUCUCUAAAAAGAUGAUUUAAAAAAAAAACAAAGCUAUAAAUUAACUUUUUUCUAUAAAACAAUUGAAAAUACUA